Messenger RNA from Podospora anserina S mat+, 954 nucleotides. RefSeq lists its product as uncharacterized. The record is from RefSeq and is a predicted model, not a curated record. The transcript has a single exon. Lineage: Eukaryota; Fungi; Ascomycota; Sordariomycetes; Sordariales; Podosporaceae. The coding region runs from base 1 to 954 and encodes 317 amino acids.
AUGCAAAAGUCCAUUAAAAAGAACCUACAAAAACAGUUGCCACCCCCAUCGCGUAUCACAGCCUCCACGUUCCCUUUCCACCAGCAGGCAGCCAUCGUGCAUUUCACUCUUUUACUUCCCACAUCCGCACUUUGCCUCUCACGAUCCAAAAUACCGUGGCCCAACGCCAAAAGAAAACAUCACAAAAUGUUCACCUACACGCUCGUCUCAGCCCUCAUCGGCGGCGCAUCCCUCGCCCUCGCCUCCCCAGCUCCCGUCAUAACCCCAGCACCAAUCUACGAGCGCCAGAGCGAAAGCGCUCUCGAACUCAAGUGCCAGGCCCAUUAUGAGUCCAUGAUGGCAAGAGCCCCCGAUCUCCCACGUGAACACCCAAUCAUCCAAUGGAUGAACCAGCCCGAGAACCUCAAGCUAUUCACCGACUACACCGACAUCAAAGCAAUGUGCGCCGCCAGAUGGGGCAAAAGCACUCUGGAACCGCCCUCUUCUCUCGCGUCCCAGUGGACCAGCUACAUGUCCGAGGCUCAAAUGUUUGCCAUCUCCAUGAAGGGCCCUGCGCACGAGCUGUCCGCCAUGGGCUGCCCUUCCGUCAUCGCCGCCGCUGGAGGACUGCUGGCCAUUACUGAGGAGGUCUCGUGCAGCAGAGCGUACAAGGCGUAUAUGGAUGCCGUGCCGUACCUUACCGCUACUGAUGGUGACGAUUUUGCUACCACCGGCCCGACUCGGACAAACGUUCUUGCGCCUUCAACCACGGCGCCCGGGUCAAGUGAGGAGACAGAUGUCAGCGGGAAUGACAGCGAGGAUGAGGGCGCUGAUGGGAACGGAAAUGGUGGUAGUGAGGAGGGGAGCACCGAGACGACCAGCACAUCCACUGCUGGUGGCCCAAGGGAGACUGGACAUGUGGCUGUUGCUGCCGCCGCCGCUCUCGCCGUUGUCGGUGCCAUGGCUGCGCUGUAA